Messenger RNA from Microthlaspi erraticum, 204 nucleotides. Lineage: Eukaryota; Viridiplantae; Streptophyta; Magnoliopsida; Brassicales; Brassicaceae. The record is from the annotation of a GenBank genome assembly.
AUGGAAAUUGUCUUUCUGGUUACAGCCUCAGCGGCUGCCGGAAGCCGUCCUCUUGAAAGGACUCCGGUUGGGGUGAAGGUGAGAGAGCUAAGCCCUUCGAUCGAGGCUACGAGCCCGACUGUAGCAGAUGAUCCAGCUGCGGGCAGCCAUGGGAAAACUCCAGAACGGUUAAGCCCUGGAGGACCCGACCCACAACAUCAUUAG